AUGGAAGAUAUAUAUUAUCCUGAGGUAGAUGUUGAAUAUCUCGAGGACUACGUGCCCGGCGGAUACCAUCCAACUCUCAUCGGAGAUACGUUCUGUAGUGGCCGGUACACUGUCGUUCACAAGAUUGGCUUUGGUGGAUAUUCAACGAUUUGGCUAGCCCGGGAUCAGCAAUGCCUGCGCUACGUAUCGCUAAAGAUACUGACUGCGAGAGUAUCAUCAGAUAGCCACGAGAGGGAUAUUCUCCACUGCCUAAUGAAGAGUGACCAUACUCACGCUGGAAUGCGAUUCAUAGCGCCGCUACUAGACCAAUUCUCGUUUAAUGGUCCAAAUGGACAUCGCUGGUGCUUAGUCGGAAAGCCUGCCAGUGGGAGUAUUGCCCAGUCUAAAGAGAACAGCUUAAAUCUCAUGUUUCCACCGAACGCUGCUAGAUCUAUUGCCGCCCAGCUGCUCUUGGGGUUAUCUUACUUACAUGCAAACGGCAUAUGCCAUGGAGAUCUUCAUUUACGUAACUUUCUCCUAUGUAUACCUGACUUUGAUAGCCUAAGCAUAGCUGAGCUAUAUAAGCGCUUCGGUAAACCCUAUGAGGUUCCUAUCCGACGAGUAGAUGGAAAAUCUGGCGAACCCCACGCACCGCCGCAUGCCAUUUACUCCAUGGUCUUAGGCACGCCUGCUAACGAGGUGGAUAAUCCGGAAAUCAUUAUCUCGGACUACGGAACUUCCUUCAAUAUAGCAAACACACCCAAACCAACUCUCCACACCCCAGCGCUCUAUUCUCCACCAGAAGACUUUUUCAACGAACCCAUCAUUCACCCUACCUCGGCUGAUAUAUGGACCCUAGGUGUCAAUAUGUACGAGGUCUUAGGCGAGCGUCCACUCUUCGAAACAUUUGCCUGCGACCGAGAUGAUAUUGUCGCCGAAAUGAUAAAUACACUGGGCCAACCGCCGGCGAGAUGGUGGAAAUCUUGGCACAAACGUUGCGAAUUCUUCAACGAGGAUGGGUCAUGGAUCGAUGACUUUCACCGUAUAAGCACCCUAGUCUUCCGGCGUCUACACCAGCGCCUCUGGGACAUGGGGCGUGGCGAGACACAGCAGACGUGUGAAUGGGACGUUGCAGGUGGGGAACUACGUGCGUUGGAGGACUUACUUAGAGCUAUGAUGAUGUUUGAACCGGCAGAACGACCUACAGCGGACCAACUCCUGGGGUCUGAGUAUAUGGUGAAAUGGGCGUUGCCCGCAUGGGAGAGGCAAAAGAGGCAGAAGAGGCAGGAAAUUACCCACCCUGCAUGCGCAGAUCAGAAGGAUUAG
Penicillium verhagenii is the source of this 1305-nucleotide messenger RNA. Its product is annotated as kinase domain-containing protein. The record is from RefSeq and is a predicted model, not a curated record. Lineage: Eukaryota; Fungi; Ascomycota; Eurotiomycetes; Eurotiales; Aspergillaceae. Bases 1 to 1305 code for a protein of 434 amino acids. Gene Ontology annotation, biological process: protein phosphorylation; spliceosomal complex assembly; regulation of mRNA processing. Gene Ontology annotation, molecular function: protein kinase activity; ATP binding. The transcript has 2 exons.